Molecule: messenger RNA, 2901 nt
Organism: Toxorhynchites rutilus septentrionalis
Lineage: Eukaryota; Metazoa; Arthropoda; Insecta; Diptera; Culicidae
Product: cartilage oligomeric matrix protein-like
Exons: 5
Coding region: 76-2502 (808 amino acids)
Biological process (GO): cell adhesion
Cellular component (GO): extracellular region
Molecular function (GO): calcium ion binding
Source: RefSeq, a predicted model, not a curated record
UUAGUCGAUUCGUGGAUUGAAAUAUCAAAGCAAAAAGAGGCGUUCCACGUUGCUUUUAGCUCUAUAUUAUCUACUAUGUUAUUCCCUAUUGAAUCGAUAAACAGAUCUGUCUUAAAUUUCAAACACCAACAUUUUACCAGAGGCUCCCAUCGUAUCAUCGUUACGCAGUUGCAAUUUGGCAUCGCUGCAAAAAUGAUUUGCAAAACUGUGUUCUCAUCACUGUUAAUUCUAAUCCCGAUUAUUCUCGCCAACGGUGAUGAAUUGCGCCGCUACGGAGAUGAUCGUGAUUGGUACCUCGAUAAUCUAUUUGUGCCGAAUAGGAACCCGACGUUGCCACCUACUCGUAACUCACACCACGGGAUGGACGCCCCAAUGUAUGAGUACGAUUGUGAUGCACAUUUCGAUCUGAUCUGGAACGAGUUGGCGUUUCUUCGCAGUCUCCUGGACAAGUGUGAGGACUGCACCCGGAAUCAAUCCUUCCCGAUGCCAGAUACGGACUUUUGCUAUGAUGGGCUUUGCUACACUGGUGUUCCCUGUCGGGUUGUCAACAACAUUCCCUAUUGCGACUUGUGCCCAAUUGGAUAUGACGGUGAUGGACGCUCGUGUUCUCGACGGAAUCCCUGUGUGAAGCAUCCCUGCUUCGAAGGCGUCGACUGUGAGUUGAGUGAUGAUUUUCCGUACUACCGAUGUGGUGCGUGUCCUUCGGGAUACCAGGGUGAUGGUUAUAAUUGUAGCCGGUUCGAUUCCUGUGGGACUCGGCCGUGCUUCGAAGGUGUUAGCUGUCGAUGGGUGGAGAAACAACCCCAUUAUGAGUGCGGAGCGUGUCCGCAAGGUUACGAAGGGAACGGCCGGUGGUGUAGCAGGAACGCAUGUUUGGCUAAACCCUGCUAUGCAGGGGUCAAGUGUCACAAGAAACUUUCGGCACCGUUCUUCUUCUGUGGAGAGUGCCCAGUGGGGAGGGCAGGAAACGGAAUACUGUGUGGCGUAGACAGUGAUUCGGAUGGGUAUCCGGAUGAUAGUUUAAAUUGCAGGGAGCCUCAGUGUGCGAAGGAUAACUGUUGGCGUGUGCCGAAUUCGGGACAGGAGGAUAGCAAUGGUGAUGGGAUGGGGGAUGCCUGCCAGAACGAUGUAGACUCCGAUGGAAGACACAACGAACACGACAAUUGUCCACAUGUGGUGAAUCCUGGACAGGAGGACAACGAUGACGAUAAAAUUGGUGAUGCGUGCGAUAACUGUGUUAGAGUUAGCAACAUUGAACAGUUGGAUUUAGACGGGGAUGGAAUGGGAGAUUCCUGCGAUGCAGAUAUUGAUGGCGAUGGGUUGGACAAUGGACAAGACAAUUGCAAGUUGAUAUAUAAUGCGGAUCAGAGCGAUGGGGAUCAGGAUGGUACGGGGGAUGCUUGUGACAAUUGUCCGACUCGUUGGAAUUCGGACCAAAGGGAUUCCGAUGGAGAUGGGGUGGGUGAUGUAUGUGAUACGGAGCAAGACGUAGAUGCAGAUGGAAUUCAGGACGAUCGGGAUAACUGUAAAAAUACGGCAAACGCCGACCAGCUGGAUAGCGAUAACGAUAGCAUAGGCGAUGCUUGUGACGAUGAUAAGGAUAAUGAUGGGGUUCGUAACGAUGUAGACAAUUGUAUGCUUAUUCCGAACACGGAUCAAACUGAUGUCAAUUUGAAUGGCUUUGGCGACUUAUGCGAAGACGAUUUCGAUGGAGACAGUGUUGUGGACUGGAAGGACAACUGUCCUCGCAAUGGUAGGAUUAAACAAGCCGACUUCAGAAACUACACAACGGUGGCUCUCGAUCCGCAAGGAAACAGUCAAGAAGAUCCCCACUGGGAGAUACGAAAUCGCGGAGCGGAAAUCUUCCAAAAAUUCAACAGUGACCCAGGACUGGCGAUUGGACGCGACCGCUUGGAAGGAGUUGAUUUUGAAGGUACUUUCUACGUGGCAGACAAUUCGGAUGACGAUUUCGUAGGUUUCGUGUUCGGGUACGUCAACAAUCGCAAAUUCUAUUUCGUAUCGUGGAAGCAAGACGACCAAACGUACUGGGAGCAUUACCCAUUUACGGCUAGUGCUACCUCGGGAAUUCUGCUCAAGUUGGUGAACAGCCGAACAGGUCCGGGGGAAACGAUGCGGAAUAGUUUAUGGCACGAUGGUAGUGUUCCUGGCCAAACAAAGCUUCUGUGGCAGGAUUCGUGGAAAAGAGGCUGGCAACCAAAGAUUUCCUAUCGAUGGAAAUUGUUGCAUCGUCCUGCGAUUGGAUUGAUUCGAUUCAGACUAUACAGAGGGGAAAAAGUGGAAGCGGACUCCGGAAAUAUCUUCAAUGGCAACAUCAAAGGCGGUCGACUGGGCGUCUAUUGCUUCUCGCAAGAGUUGAUAACCUGGUCGAACUUAGUUUACCGUUGUUCCGAAACAAUACCGCGUAACAUUUUCAAUGAAGUUCGCACACAUUUGACACAAGAAAAAAUAGAUGACCUGGCAGUGGCUUACGAGAAUUGGUAAUUCAGACAGGUUUUUGAGGGGUUAAGCCGAAAUGCAAUUUUAUAUUUAAUACCAUGAUGAGUUCUCGGAAAUUCGCCCAGGGUUACAAAUCAGUAUCCAAUCAAAUAAAGAAAACAGAAAUAUCGCAAUUUCAUAAUCAUUCACAUGUACAAACAAUUGAAUCGUGUAAAGCCCCCGUCUAUGGCCAGAUCAUAACGAAACUCUACGAGCAUCUAUCAAAAUAAAUCGUAAUCCAUAUUUGCCGUUCAUUCCAUGGAAGUUACGUUCGCUAACAGAUGAUGACUUAAGAACCUCGCUCUAUUCCAAUACAUUUUUAGCACUAGGAUAGUCCAAGUGACGAAUUAUGAAUUACAUAAAUGGUAUACGACUCCCCAUAGGAAAUUAUAUGAGCAAUACGAA